Molecule: messenger RNA, 1107 nt
Organism: Fibroporia radiculosa
Lineage: Eukaryota; Fungi; Basidiomycota; Agaricomycetes; Polyporales; Fibroporiaceae
Exons: 7
Coding region: 1-1107 (368 amino acids)
Molecular function (GO): dioxygenase activity
Source: RefSeq, a predicted model, not a curated record
AUGCCUGGCCUCAUAACAGAUAUGCCUCCAUCGUUUCCGGAGGACAUUGCAACCCACCCGCUGUUGGUGAUUGAUUAUGCUCUCAUCCAGGCAGGUGAUGCAGGAGAGAAGGACAGGUUUACUUCGAGACUGAGACUACAUCGCAGCCUAAAGAAUCACGGCGCAGAGACGGAAGUCGACGCACUAUUCCAGCUCGGCAAAGAGUUCAUGGAGCUGCCUCUGGAACAGAAAAUGGAAUACGAAGAGGGCGACGACGGGAUGCAGUUCGGGUACAAAGCCGCAGGGCACCACACCGCCGACGAGCGCGGGACACUCGACGCAACCGAGUUUUUGGACGUCGCGAAGGACGACGUGCUUGCGUUCCCGACGCCCGUGCACCGGACCUACCCCGCGCUUGUCGCCGCUGCGUUCCCUACCGUCCUUGUGCCGUUCGUGCACAAGUCGCUUGCCGUCAAUGCUGCACUUCUCGCUGUUCUCGGGGAAAAGCUCGGGCUCCCGGACGGCACGAUGGAGCGUCUUCAUAUCCCGGAGGAACGCAGCGGCUGCGUGGCACGUGUGAUCAAGACACCGCCGCAGGUGGGUGCGGCGCAGGUGCUUGAGGACCAGGCCCUGCUGGGUGCGCACACGGACUUCGGAUCGCUGUCGUUCCUCCACAAUCGCCUAGGCGGACUACAGGUACUCGCGCCGGCGACAGAGAAGUGGCAGUAUGUUAGGCCACUGCCAGGACAUGCGAUCUGCAACGUCGGCGAUGCUCUCAACAUCUUUAGCGGUGGGCUGAUUCGCUCGAACAUGCAUCGUGUAGUUGCGCCCCCGAAGGCGCAAGCAGCCUUUGAACGCUACUCACUUGCGUUCUUCACGCGUCCGCAUGACUCCGUCGUCCUGCGCCCACUGAUCGCUGAGAGCGUAGUAGUAGCACAGGCCAUCGCAGAGAGACACCAGGAUGGAACAGCCGCAACACAGGAAAAGGGGACGGCAGGCGAAUGGCUCUUGCGGAGGCUCAAAAACUUGCGGACGGCGCACUAUCAUGGCGCAGAGAGUUAUCGCAAACACCUUGGAACAGAGGAUUAUGGUCGUAUUGUCCAGACUCAGACCAUUGGCGAGAUGUAA